Camponotus floridanus (Florida carpenter ant) is the source of this 2306-nucleotide messenger RNA. RefSeq names its product dynein assembly factor 4, axonemal. The coding region runs from base 160 to 1869 and encodes 569 amino acids. NCBI's taxonomy places the organism in Eukaryota, Metazoa, Arthropoda, Insecta, Hymenoptera, Formicidae. The transcript has 7 exons. Gene Ontology annotation, molecular function: protein binding. The record is from RefSeq and is a predicted model, not a curated record. Gene Ontology annotation, biological process: inner dynein arm assembly; outer dynein arm assembly; cilium movement.
UCGUUUUUUACAGAAAAAAAAACGAAGGACAUUUGGUUGCUUAGAUACAUUCGUUUGAUCGAUAUUUUGCAUAGCACUGUAGAUAUAAAGUUUUAUGGCAAACACACCAAAAGAGAAGUUGCACUAAGCAAACUAUUUGUCAAAAUUCAAAUUUGAAUUAUGACAAUAAUUAUCAAGGAUUAUCAAUGGCGUCAGACAGAAAAGAGGAUAAUAAUUUAUGUCCCUUUAAGAGGGCAUCCUAAAAAUGUACAUUUAUUCGUGAUGGACGAUUACGUAAAGAUUAGCUUUCCGCCUUUUAUUUUGGAAUUAUUUCUAUGGGCAAACGUGCUUGAGGAAGAGAGUGAAUGUACUUUGACAAAGACUGAAGCUAUCUUUUCUUUGCAAAAAGCGAACAUGGCUUCUGACUGGUCAAAUCUCGAAGUGAAGGAUAUUAACGAGGAGCAAAAGCGUGAUUUUAGAAAACGAGCUUUGGAAAAAGCACAAGAGGUUUCGGACAAUCGUGCGAAAUCUAAAAGUGAAAAACGUCAAUAUUUGCAAAAAGAAGCAGUGAAAGUGCAAGUAAAUGUGGAUACCAAUCAAUUAAAUAAAAUAGAGACUUUAAGAGAUUCUCAUCGUAGAGCUGCAAUGCAAGAUUUUGAAGACUGGCGAUCAAGUACAGAACUGCCGAUCUUCCAAGAUAUUUCCGGCAAAGUGCAAGAAAAUAGAAAGGCAUACAGGCCUCCUCUGAAAUGGUUCAAAGAUGAUCUUGGUGUUCUGCGAUAUCGGGAAAUUGACGAAAAAGAAAAAUUAAGAAAAAAACAAGAUGAAUCAAUGAUUAUAGAAGAAUUAAUUGUUGAAGAAGAUCCAAAGGAAACAUUAUCGAUUGAAGGAAAUCUAAAAAAAGAAUUAGUUGUUGAAGAAGAUACAAAGAAAGAAUUAAUUAUCGAAAAAAAACUGGAGAAGGAAUUAAUAGUUGAAGAAAACUUGAAGAUAGAAUCAAUUGAUGGAGCGAAUCUGAAAGAAAAAGAUACAGUUCUCGAUGAAAAUAUUCAGAAAGAAGUGAAUACUUUAGAGAAAAAGGAGACAAUUCCGAAUAAGAGUUCCGAUCCUCAAGAUCGGUUUUCCAGUUGUUCCGAGGAUUCCGAGUCGGAUUACGAAAUGACAUCUUCCAAAUUUGCAACCAAGUCUUCAAUCAAGAAAACGGGCCAGAAAUCAUCGCAAAAAUCCUGCGCACAAAUAAGGAAGCAAAAAUCAGGCCAGAAUUUGAUCGAUAAAGUGCUGAAAAAUCGAUAUUCCAAAAUAAAUCGAAUAUUUGAUGAAUCUGCAGCAGUUCCACUUCCCAGAACAAGUGGAACCAUCAACAUAACUUUUUCCGAACGAGCUUUUCCCACUCCAGCCCGGGAAAGUUCUCUUGUUGAGGAGGAGCAAUGGCUUUCUAAGCAAGCGGAAGCUAGAAGGAAAACUGGAUUUGUCGUCGAGGAUCUUCGCCCUGAAGAACAGGAUCCUCAAUGGUUGAAGGAUAAGGGCGAUGAUUUCUUCAAGGCGGGGAAUUAUCUGGCUGCCAUCAGUGCGUACACCCAUGGGAUUAAAAUCAGUAGCGAAAUGACGGCGCUCUAUGUGAACAGAUCGGCUGCGCAUUACGCUCUCGGGAAUUAUUACAGAUGUAUUGACGAUUGUUCUAAGGUAUUGGAACUGAUGGAACCAAAAUGUGAGAGUAAUAGAGUAUCGAGAGCGAGAUGUCAUGCUCGUCGAGGCGCCGCACUUUGCAAAUUGUCUGCACCGCAACACGGAAUCCCUGAAUUAGAGGCUGCUUUGAAAUUGGAUCCUAAAAACGAGAGCAUUAAACAUGAUCUUCUUGCUACUAAACAAUAUUUUAAUAUAAAGGAAUAAAAAUAAGGAGGGAGGGAUAAUUGUAUGAUUGAUUUUGAAAAAUUUGCAUCAUUUAUAAUUUUGACAAUAACCGAUGAUCAUCGAGUUGAAUAGUCAUCCGAAUCAAGGGAUAAUUAAGAUUGCUUUGCGAAAGUUAAUGAGAAAGUGAGUCGUCGACAUUCAUGAUGGAAUUCAUAUCGUUUUGGCGGUCAUGCAUUUCAUUGAGUCAUCAUUAAAAUGACUCAUAGAAUGGGUUUGAAAUUUUCACGGAAUAAAUCAAUACAUUCUACUGCUAAUUUUAAUUGAAUCGAGUGGCAUUAAAGUACGCUAUAAAUAAAUCGAAAUAUUUUUAAGCCUCUAAAAUAGCUACAAAAUAGCAUUUUAAAAUAUUGGAAUCUUGUGCUGGUAAAUAAUUUUUAUGAUUAGAAAGAUAUGAUUAGAAAGAUAUGAUUAGAAAG